GUCCUUCUUGGCGUUAGUGGCUUCCUUGAAGUGGCUUAGUGGCGUCUGAAACCCCAUGGUUCAUGCUCCUUCCAGGUUCCUGCUCUCUUCACCGAUGACUUACAGAAUCCUUCUCUUAACAGCUGUGGCCUUGUGUCAUGGAUUCAAUCUGGACACUGAAAACACAGUGAACUUCCAAGAGAAUGCGAAGAGCUUUGGACAGAGUGUGGUCCAGUUUGAGGGAUCCCGGGUGGUGGUUGGAGCCCCCCAGGAGAUAAAGGCCCCUAACCAAACAGGUGGCCUCUACCAGUGUGACUCCAGCACGAGCAAGUGUGAGCCCAUCCAACUGCAGGUCCCUCCAGAAGCUGUGAACAUGUCCCUGGGCCUGUCCCUGGCAGCUACCACCAACCCCUCCCAGCUGCUGGCCUGUGGCCCCACCGUGCAUCAAACUUGCAAGGAGAACACAUAUGUGAAUGGCUUCUGCUUCCUGUUUGACUCCAACCUACGGAGGCAGCCCCAGAGGAUCCCAGAGACCCUCAGAGAGUGUCCUCGGCAGGACAGCGACAUCGCCUUCUUGAUUGAUGGCUCUGGUAGCAUCAAACCCACUGAAUUUCAGCAGAUGAAAGACUUUGUCUCCACUGUGAUGGAUCAAUUCGAGAAGCCCAAAACCUUGUUCUCUUUGAUGCAGUACUCUGAAGACUUCCGGACUCACUUCACCUUCAGUAAUUUCAAGGAGAACCCUAACCCGGCAUCGCUGGUGACGCCCAUCCGACAGCUGUUUGGGAGGACACACACCGCCACGGGAAUCCGCAAAGUAGUAAGAGAACUAUUUCACAGUGCCAGUGGAGCCCGGAAGAAUGCGCUAAAGAUCCUAGUUGUCAUCACAGAUGGACAAAAGUUUGACGAUCGCUUGGAAUAUGAGGAUGUCAUCCCUGAGGCAGACAGAGCGGGGGUCAUUCGCUAUGUCAUUGGGGUGGGAAAUGCCUUCAACAACGAAGAGUCUCGCCAGGAACUUAAUACCAUCGCAUCCAAGCCAUCCCGUGACCACGUUUUCCGGGUGAACAACUUUGAAGCUCUGAAGACCAUUCAAAACCAGCUUCAGGAAAAGAUCUUUGCAAUUGAGGGUACUCAGACAGGAAGUACCAGCUCCUUUGAGUAUGAGAUGUCUCAGGAAGGCUUCAGUGCUGUCAUCACCUCUAAUGGUCCCUUGCUGGGCACUGUGGGGAGCUUUGACUGGGCUGGUGGAGCCUUUCUGCAUACAUCAAAAGAUAAAGCUGUCUUCAUCAACACUACCAGGGUGGAUUCAGACAUGAAUGAUGCUUAUUUGGGUUACGCUGCUGCCAUCAUCUUGCGAAACCGAGCGCAAAACCUGGUUCUGGGGGCACCUCGAUAUCAGCACACGGGCAUGGUGAUGAUGUUCAGACAGAACGCUGGCAUCUGGGAAACCAACGUGAAUGUCAAGGGCAGCCAGAUUGGCUCCUACUUUGGGGCUUCCCUCUGCUCUGUGGAUGUGGAUGAAAAUGGCAGCACUGACCUGGUCCUGAUUGGAGCCCCUCAUUACUAUGAGCAGACAAGAGGGGGCCAGGUGUCCGUGUGUCCGUUGCCGAAGGGGAGAGCUCAGUGGCAGUGUGAAGCUAUUCUCCGCGGGGAGCAGGGCCACCCCUGGGCCCGCUUUGGGGCAGCCCUCACUGUGCUGGGGGAUGUGAACGGGGACAAGCUGACAGACGUGGCUAUCGGAGCCCCAGGAGAGCAAGAAAACCAGGGUGCCGUCUACAUUUUUCAUGGAACCUCAGGAUUUAGAAUCAGUUCCUCCCACAGCCAGCGCAUUGCAGGCUCCCAGCUAACCCUUGGGCUCCAGUACUUCGGUCAGUCAUUGAGCGGGGGCCGGGACCUCACGAUGGAUGGACUGGCGGACCUGGCUGUGGGGGCUCAAGGGCGUAUAGUACUGCUCAGGUCCCAGCCAGUACUAAGAGUUGAUGUGACCAUGGACUUUACACCCAGACAAGUGGCAAGAAAUGUGUUUGAGUGUAGUGAACAGGUGGUGAGAAACCAGGCUGCUGGGGAGGUCAGAGUCUGCCUCCGUGUCCGCAAGAGCACGCGGGAUCGUCUCAGAGAAGGAGACAUCCAGAGCACAGUCACGUACGAUCUGGCUCUGGACUAUGGCCGUUCUAAUCCCCGUGCCAUCUUUGAUGAGACAAAGAACAACACCCGCAGACGAACAGAGAUCUUGGGGCUGACACAGAAGUGUGAGACCCUGCAGCUACAGUUACCGGAUUGUGUUGAAGAGUCCGUGAGCCCCAUUGUCCUGCGCCUCAACUUCUCCCUGGUGGGGAAUUCCUUGCCUUCUUUGGGGAAUCUUCGGCCGGUGCUGGCUGUGGAUGCUCAGAGACACUUCACAGCUUUGUUUCCCUUUGAGAAGAACUGUGGCAGUGACAGCAUCUGCCAGGAUGACCUCAGCAUCACCUUCAGCUUCAUGAACUUGGAUGCCCUAGUGGUGGGUGGUCCUCGAGACUUCAAUGUGACGCUGACUGUGAGAAAUGACGGCGAGGACUCCUACGGGACUCAGGUCACCUUCUUCCACCCGCCAGGCUUGUCCUUUCGGAGGGUGUCAGGGAUCCAGAACCAGCGUUCACAGCGAUCCUGGCGCCUGCCCUGCGAAUCUGUCUCCUCCACUGAAGGGCUUGGAGCCUUGAAGAGCACCAGAUGCAGCGUAAACCAUCCCAUCUUUCCAGACAACUCAGAGGUCACUGCUAAUGUCACAUUUGAUGUGGACCCUACUGCUUCUCUUGGAAACAAACUGCUCCUCAAGGCCAACGUGACCAGUGAGAACAACAUGCCCAGGACCAACAAAAGUGAAUUCCAACUGGAGCUGCCCGUGAAAUACGCUGUCUACAUGGUGGUCACCAGCCAAGAGUUCUCUACCAAAUAUCUCAACUUCACUGCUUCAGAGAAGGCGAGUAAGGUUAUGCAGCAUCACUACCAGUUCAACAACCUGGGGCAGAGGAGCCUCCCCAUCAGCGUGGUCUUCUGGGUUCCAAUCCGGCUGAGACAGGAGACCAUAUGGGAUCGCCCCCAGAUCACCUUCUUCCCGGACCUCUCGCAUAGGUGCCACUCUGAGGAGAGGGCCCCCCCUCACUCUGACUUCCUGGCUGAGCUUACGAAGACUCCAGUGGUGAACUGCUCCAUUGCUGUGUGCCAUAGAAUCCAGUGUGACAUCCCGCUCUUCACCAUCCAGGACGAAUUCAACGUCUCCCUCACAGGCAACCUCUCGUUCGACUGGUAUAUCCAGACUUCGCAUAACCACCUCCUGGUUGUGAGCACAGCAGAGAUCUUGUUCAACAACGCGAUGUUUGCCGUGCUUCCAGGACAAGGGGCAUUUGUGAGGGCUCAGACGGAGACCAAAGUGGAACCAUAUGAAGUGCACAACCCCCUGCCGCUCAUCGUGGGCAGCUCCAUCGGGGGGCUGGUGCUGCUGGCUCUCAUCACGGCUGGACUGUACAAGCUUGGCUUCUUCAAACGGCAAUACAAGGAUAUGAUGAGUGAAGCUGGUCCCCAAGCGGAACCACCCCAGUAAUGGCUCCUUCUCCACCCCAGAGUGCCUCUUCUGCAGCAAGCAGGACUUUGGUCAAACCAACAUGCGGGUCCCCAGGCUGCUGGACAGACUUGUUCACUAGGGGAACUGGAGCUCCACUGUCUCACUGUGGAGAGUCAGGCUUGGGCUUCCAUUUGUGUGUGUGUGUGUGUGUGUGUGUGCGUGCGUGAGUCUGUGUGAGCUGUGCGUGUGACUCAGACGCUCGUCUCAGGCAUAGGGAGUUGUUUGGGCGUCUCGUGUGUGGGUGAAGAUGCUGUCGGGCCUUCCUCCAGGAGAGAUGAUAGCAGCUCUCGUGGUCGAACAUAAAGGGAUGUGCAGCAGAUCCUCUCCCUUCGUGGGCCAGCAUACAGACUCCAGGAACCUGUGUCGCUGGGCCUCGGGCUCCAUGGAGAAGCUAUGGGUGGAGCCAGGAGCUCAUCAGCCACCUGCACCCUGCUGACUCCCAUUCCACACUAGAACGGACGGGCCCAAUAAAGAUGUCCGAUGAGGAACGCCAUACCUCCCUCCAUCUGUUCAUUUAUUAAUGUUACUUUUAUUUUUGGAAUUGAUAAACCUGUCCAGAGUACAAAACUCAAAAGGCAUUCCAGGGGUAUGGUGAAAAGUCUCCUUCACCAGUUAGUCAAGCUCCCUCUUAGGGGAAGUCAACAUGAUGCCUUUUGGGGUCUCCUUCAGAAAGAUGGUAGGCAUGUACAAACGCACACACGCACACAAACUUCUCUCACAAACUGUUGCAUACGCUAUACUGUUCAGUGUCUCAGGCUUCCCCUUACUACGCUCGGACAUCGCGAUACAGAUGCCUUCUUCGGUCUUUUAUACAGCGGCAGAGGAUUCCGUCGUGCGGAUGUAUCCUAAGGUGGUUAGCUAGUCUCCUUUUGGUGUAGGAUUUCCAACCUCUUGCUAUUACAAAUAAUGUUGAAUUAAUAAAUUGAAGAGAGAUUGUUUUUG
Tupaia belangeri chinensis (Chinese tree shrew) is the source of this 4516-nucleotide messenger RNA. It is a transcript of the gene ITGAM, whose product is annotated as integrin subunit alpha M. The transcript is spliced from 30 exons. The record is from RefSeq and is a predicted model, not a curated record. Gene Ontology annotation, cellular component: integrin complex; external side of plasma membrane. Lineage: Eukaryota; Metazoa; Chordata; Mammalia; Scandentia; Tupaiidae. Gene Ontology annotation, molecular function: integrin binding. Gene Ontology annotation, biological process: cell adhesion mediated by integrin; cell-matrix adhesion; cell-cell adhesion. Bases 56 to 3553 code for a protein of 1165 amino acids.